This is a messenger RNA of Adineta steineri, 1131 nucleotides long. The record is from the annotation of a GenBank genome assembly. Lineage: Eukaryota; Metazoa; Rotifera; Eurotatoria; Adinetida; Adinetidae.
AUGAUACAGUCAUAUAAUAAACAUGUAUCCAUACUUUAUCAUAAAAUUCAUACAUUUACUCUACAGACACGAUUAAUCAAUACGUCAUGUUAUAUUUUAUUUAUAUUGGGAAUUAUUGGAAAUACAUUAGGACUUUUUGUCUUUUGUUCAUCUCGACGUUCUUGGCGAAUAUCAUCAACCUAUACUUUUUUUGCUAGUUCCAGUUCAAUAAUAAAUUUUUUUUGCAUGUUGAAAUAUGUAUUUGUUUUGCAUUCAUCAUCACGAAAUAUUUUACAUGAUUUAGUUGGUCAGAAAUGGUGGGCUUGUAAACUUUUUGAAUUCUCUUUUUCUUUUCGAGUAAUAUCAUCAUGGAUAACAUUGUUCUGGAUGUUUGAACGUUUAACAUGUGUGUCGAGAAAAUUAAGAUUACUUUCUGAACGAUGUGAACCCUAUAAAAUCAAAUUUAUCGUUCCAGUUGUAAUGAUGAUUAUUAUUUUUAGCUGUGUUAUUUUACCUCCUGUUUAUAUGUAUCAGCCACAAAUAACUAGUAAUGAUGCAUUAAAUUCAACACCAAAUAUGAUGUAUUGUGAUCUACAUCGAAAUGUAUCUGUUAAACGGCAAAAAUAUUUUCAUGACAUUCAUAUUGGCAUGAAUCAUUUUACAAUACGUUGUCUUUUUUCAGAAUUAAUUCCAACUGGAACGAUUAUUUUCUUUAAUACUUAUAUAGUUCAUCAUCUUAUAUGUACAAAUCGUCGUUUACAUACAAAAACUAUUUAUAAAUCACGCAAAAAACAAUCACGUACUACAUCAUGGAUGAAUAUUGUUCUUGUUCUCCAUUCUUCUCUUUUUCUUGCAUCACUAUUUUCACAUGUUGUUGGACAUUUUACUAUUGUCGAAGCACAUGAAUCAUGGUGGGUUUUAUUAUCGAUUUUAAUUAAUUGUUCAUUGAACUUCUAUGUUUAUUGUCUAUCGGGUACAGCAUUUCGAAAUGAAUUACGUCGACUUAUUCAACAAUGUAAAAUACUAAUGAUUUCCACACUGCAAUCUUGUCAAAAUCGGCGAGAGCAAUCUUCUGAUGACCCAAGAUCGACUUUUGAAAUGAACAAUAUGCAAGCAUUUUCUCCUUCAAAAACACGCCCAUGUAUUAUGUAG